AUGAGGCAGCUCCGCUCCGCUGCUCCAGCCCCGCUGCUCUGCACCCUCGCCGUGCUCUUCAGAACGUCUCUGUCAGUGGACCACGUACCCAUGCUGCUUUGGUCAACUCAGAGAUCACAGUGGAAUCCUGACGCUGCUUUGCACGAAGGACACGUUGUCUCAGCACAGGAGCUGAAUGUACUCUUGCAACCUGUUUUUACCCAGAAUUCCGGAAACCUCAUCCUGUUCCUGCAAGAUACACUUAGCGUAGAUGAUUUCACGUACCUCAGCGAAUCCUACAGUAACAAGAAUCCAUUUCAAAAUGUUCAGGAAAUUCUUCAGUCUUCUCCUUCAUCUUUAGUUUUGCCAGCUGUUGACUGCAAAGCUACCAGGUAUCUUCUGAGCUUUCUUCAGGAGUCAGGAGAUUGGAAUUUAGCAAACAUAACUAAUCUCGAUGUCUCUCAGCUGGAAGUGGAUGCAUCUAAACCAAACUUACUGGUGGUUCAGCUACAACCGCUUGUCAGUGGUUUAAAUGAGAUUUCCACCCUGGAAGCAAUUACUGAAAAUGACAAAAUAAUUGGAAGACUGACCAUGGAUCUGCAGGAACGAGGGAUUCAUUUUUCAGUAAUUUAUACUGCAGUGAGACCUUCAAGGAUUUCAAGAAGAACUGAUGUGGUGUGGGAAUUAAGGCGUCAAUUAAUGGCCACUGAGGAAGAAGACAGUUUAUCAUAUCCUCCUCUGAACGUGACGACUGGAAAUGAUAUAUGCAUCCUCUUUUAUGCUAGUAAUUUCACCCUCAAAGCCAACAAUUCAGUUUUUAUAGAUUUGACAAAUGCAACUUUUGUAACCCAGAAUGUGGAUAUUUCUUCCUCUAAGUGCUCAGACUUCAACACAACACUGUCAUUAAAAUACACAAAGCCAGUGAAUGGAAUCAGCAGCCUAGAGAUAAGGUUUUUAAUGACCAACAAGUUCUAUGAAGGCUCGGCUAGAAAUUGGUCCACUUUAGAUUCAGUUGAGAUUCUGCAAGAUGGAGGAAAGUUUGCUAAAUUUAAUGUUUCUGUCAUCUCUGCUCCUGCAGAGUAUUCAUUUCAUUGUCAGCUGGUGGGAACAAGCGAUCUCUAUCCUGCAAGGCUGAUUCCAUCCAACAAUGAGGCAAAAAACUGGGAUGUUUCCAUUUCCAGGUUGCAAAUUCAAGGCUUCAGCAUUGAAAACAACCAGUUUUCCUAUGCAAGUGACUGUACAGGCUUCUUCACUCCUGGAAUCUGGAUGGGCUUGGUGACAUCUAUAGUUCUACUGUGGAUCCUGGCCUAUGGCAUCCAUAUGAUCUUGCAGCUCACAACAAACAGCAGAUUUGAUGAUCCCAAAGGUCCAGCUCUGUCAGUUCCUCAGACAGAAUAGCCAUGGAUUGAUUUAAUGCUGCUCCAGCUUUUCCUGGUCUGAUAUUUAUGAUUUUUAUGUCCUUUUACUUCAU
Molecule: messenger RNA, 1450 nt
Organism: Charadrius vociferus (killdeer)
Lineage: Eukaryota; Metazoa; Chordata; Aves; Charadriiformes; Charadriidae
Gene: ATP6AP1
Product: ATPase, H+ transporting, lysosomal accessory protein 1
Exons: 10
Coding region: 1-1377 (458 amino acids)
Cellular component (GO): proton-transporting V-type ATPase complex
Source: RefSeq, a predicted model, not a curated record